Messenger RNA from Microtus ochrogaster (prairie vole), 2746 nucleotides. It is a transcript of the gene Fchsd1, whose product is annotated as FCH and double SH3 domains 1. Gene Ontology annotation, biological process: regulation of actin filament polymerization; neuromuscular synaptic transmission. NCBI's taxonomy places the organism in Eukaryota, Metazoa, Chordata, Mammalia, Rodentia, Cricetidae. The record is from RefSeq and is a predicted model, not a curated record. Gene Ontology annotation, cellular component: recycling endosome; neuromuscular junction. Gene Ontology annotation, molecular function: protein binding.
GUUCCGGAGUGGACUGUCUGGCAGCCUUUGCUGGAUCCGAGAUGCAGCCGCCGCCCCGAAAAGUGAAGCCAGCCCAGGAGGUGAAACUUCGCUUCUUGGAGCAGCUGAGCAUCCUUCAGACCCGGCAACAGAGGGAGGCGGAUCUGCUGGAGGAUAUCAGAUCCUACAGCAAGCAGAGGGCAGCCAUUGAACGGGAGUAUGGCCAGGCACUCCAGAAGCUGGCUGGGCCAUUCCUGAAGAGGGAAGGGCAGCGGAGCGGGGAAGUCGACAGCAGGACAGUGUUUGGUGCCUGGCGCUGCCUUCUGGAUGCCACUGUGGCUGGAGGCCAAACCCGUCUCCAGGCUUCUGACAGAUACCGUGACCUAGCAGGGGGCACCGGGAGGAGUGCCAAGGAGCAGGUGCUUAGGAAGGGGACAGAGAGUCUUCAGCGGGCACAGGCUGAGGUGCUGCAGUCCAUCCGGGAACUGAGCCGAAGUCGGAAGCUCUAUGGGCAACGAGAACGUGUGUGGGCCUUGGCACAGGAGAAGGCAGCUGAUGUCCAGGCCAGGCUGAACCGAAGUGACCACGGGAUCUUCCACUCUCGGACCAGCCUCCAGAAACUGAGCACCAAGCUGUCUGUCCAGUCAGCCCAGUAUUCCCAGCAGUUGAGAGCAGCCCGCAAUGAGUACCUGCUAAAUUUGGUGGCCACCAAUGCUCACCUUGCCCACUACUACCAAGAGGAACUGCCAUCCCUGCUCAAGGUCCUGGUAAGUGAGCUGUCAGAAUACUUGAGGGACCCCCUCACUUUAUUAAGCCACACGGAGCUGGAAGCUGCAGAGAUGGUCCUGGAACAUGCCCGCCAUGGGGGGCAGGUGACUUCUCAGGUAAACUGGGAACAAGAUGUGAAGCUGUUUCUUCAGGGGCCUGGAGUCUUUUCCCCCACGCCACCUCAGCAAUUCCAGCCAGCAGGAGCUGAUCAGGUGUGUGCCCUGGAGCGGGGAGCAGAAGGGAUGGUUGGAGAGAGUGGCCUGGAGAAAGAGGUUCAGCGUUGGACAAGCAGGGCUGCCCGGGACUACAAGAUCCAGCAUCAUGGGCAUCGGGUCCUGCAGCGACUGGGACAGAGGCGUCAGCAGGCUCCAGAGCGAGAAGCCCCAGGCUUAGAACAGCGGCUACAGGAAGUGCGGGAGAACAUCCGACGGGCACAGGUGAGCCAGGUGAAAGGGGCUGCCCGGCUGGCCCUGCUACAGGAGGCUGGCCUAGAUGUACAGUGCUGGCUGAAGCCAGCCAUGACCCAAGCCCAGGAUGAAGUGGAGCAGGAGAGACGGCUUAGUGAGGCUCGGCUGUCCCAGAGGGAUCUCUCUCCCAUGGCUGAGGAUGCUGAACUUUCUGACUUCGAUGAAUGUGAGGAGGCUGGGGAGCUCUUUGAAGAGCCUGCCCCCCCAGCCCUGGCUACCAGAUCCCUCCCCUGCCCUGCACAUGUGGUAUUUGGCUACCAGGCAGGACGUGAGGAUGAGCUGACUAUCACCGAGGGUGAGUGGCUGGAGGUCAUCGAGGAAGGAGAUGCUGAUGAAUGGGUUAAGGCUCGGAACCAGCAUGGCGAAGCGGGCUUUGUCCCUGAACGAUAUCUCAACUUCCCGGAUCUCUCCCUUCCUGAGAGCAACCACGGCAGCAGCAAUCCCUCAGGAGCAGAGCCCACAGCAUUCCUGGCCCGGGCCCUGUAUAGCUACACUGGGCAGAGUGAAGAGGAGCUAAGCUUCCCUGAAGGGGCACUCAUCCGCCUGCUGCCCAGGGCUCAAGACGGUGUGGAUGAUGGCUUCUGGAGGGGAGAAUUUGGAGGCCGUGUUGGAGUUUUCCCAUCUCUACUGGUAGAGGAACUGCUUGGUCCCCCAGGGCCACCUGAAUUCUCUGACCCUGAACAGACGCUGCCAUCCCCUUCUCCUCCCAGUUUUUCGCCUCCUGCACCCACCUGUGCCUUGGAAGGAUCCGCUGCACCUGCUCUGCCUCUGGACAAAGUCCUAGACUGCCCAGGACCUCUGGACAUGAUGGUGCCUCGACUCAGGCCGGUAAGAGCCUCUGUCUUGGAGAAGACUGUCCUGAAGGGUCAUUCCUAUGGGUCCUGUUUUGUAUGCUGGGCUGAGGUAAUGGACAGGGAUAUUCCCAAGAGGGACUCUGGGGCACUGAUUAUGUAUAUCCCCUGCAGAUGCGUCCACCACCUCCCCCACCAGCCAAAGCACCGGAUCCUGGCCAUCCAGAUCCCCUCACCUGAAGGUCGGGGGGUCACUGCUCCCCCAGUGAUGCUGCUGCCCCUAUCUCCAUGCUGACAGACACCACCCCCGCAAUGAUCUGGAGCGACAUAGGCAAAAGCUGCAGUCUUCCCCCAUGUCCACUCUCGCCUCCAGGGGUAGAAGCUGGCCCUGUUCCCAUUUCUGGGAUUUGAACCCAUUCCUUUCCCACAUUGUUCUUCUGUCAUCUCUGGGCCAGAACUACCCCUUUGAUUUUUUUUUACCAUCACCCCAUAUCUAGGGUGGUAAAAUAUCCCAAAAUUUCUGGGGCUGGUACCCAUUCCUUAAAGCAUUUUACGGUUCUGGCUCAUCUCUGUCUUCACCCUGCCUCUGUGGCCAACUCCACCCCGAAUGCUGGGGUCACCAGGCCUGGAGCCAGGAGAAGAGCAGGUCUUGGAAGUCAGAAGGAGCUGGAGCCAGGAUGCAAAGCAACUGUAAUGGUCUGAGCGGAUUUAUUGACAGUGAAUAAAGGGCGUGAAGUCCAA